GAUACUUAAACGAGAGUUGAGUUGAUAUCUUAAUAUCUGUUUAAUAAUCUGCUAAAUUGAUGAAUCUCUAUCACGGUGCAAAAGGAACACUAAUGCCAUUUUUUUUUACAGAUAUUUGGUUACAUGGAGUUGAGUAUCCUUCUGCUGUAGUGCCCAUGAUAAACAUCGUGAAGUUCGUAGAGCACAGAGUACCUUUUCGAUUAAGUGGAAAGCGCCCAAUUGUAGAAAUGGUUUAGAAAGCAAUCAUUCAAGAAUGUCUACACAAAAUUUAACUCGUGAAAUAUUUCACGUGAAGGGUUACAACAAUCGUAGCAAUAACGUUAUUUAUAGUCCUCCUACAAACAAUGUAUCUGAUAGUAUUGUCGUUUAUUUUGGAGGUGAUAUACAAAAUUUUAAUGAAAAUAUGAUGAAAAAUGAAACAUUAGAAAAAUAUAUCAAAUGGAGUUUAAAUAAUAUUGCGCUUUUGUUACGGCAAACGUUUUGUAAUUCUCAUAUUAUUGUUGUACAACCGUGUAGAAUCGUGCAGACAUUCAGCUGCUUUGAUAAUUUUGUGAAAAGUACUAGUAACACGGGCAAUCCGUUUCAUUUACCUACACAUGGUGGUCUAGAACAUUUGCAAGGGUUGAUUAAAAACGUAUUAUUGAAUAAGAGUAUUGAAGGUGAUGAUAAAGAUUCGCUGAAUGCUUUUGAAGACUUAAGUAUAAAACUUAUAGGUUUUAGUAAAGGCUGUGUUGUUUUAAAUCAAUUUUUAUACGAAUUUUAUUACUGGAUGGAAAAAGGUGGAAAUAAUGAUAUCAUAAAUUUUAUAAAACAAAUUACAGACAUGUAUUGGUUAGAUGGUGGUCAUAAUGGUGGUCAAAAUGUUUGGAUUACAACUGACGAAUUGUUGCAAACGCUUAUAUUAUUAGGUAUUAAGGUUCAUGCACAUGUCACACCAUAUCAAGUCCGUGACAAACGACGCCCACAUAUUGGAACCGAAGAAGCAAUAUUUUCAAAGUUUCUUGCUGACAAUGGUGGACAAAUACAUAGAGUUUUACACUUUGGUGAUGAGGAGCCUAGUGUAGAUAAUCAUUUUAAAGUAAUUACUGAAACAUUUAAUAGUGUUAAUAAUUCUACUUAAAUUCAAUAAAGAAAUUAAACCAAAA
This is a messenger RNA of Chrysoperla carnea, 1145 nucleotides long. Its product is annotated as UPF0565 protein C2orf69 homolog. Lineage: Eukaryota; Metazoa; Arthropoda; Insecta; Neuroptera; Chrysopidae. The coding region runs from base 254 to 1120 and encodes 288 amino acids. Gene Ontology annotation, cellular component: mitochondrion. The record is from RefSeq and is a predicted model, not a curated record. The transcript is spliced from 6 exons.